Messenger RNA from Pseudozyma flocculosa PF-1, 2685 nucleotides. RefSeq lists its product as uncharacterized. The record is from RefSeq and is a predicted model, not a curated record. The coding region runs from base 1 to 2685 and encodes 894 amino acids. Lineage: Eukaryota; Fungi; Basidiomycota; Ustilaginomycetes; Ustilaginales; Ustilaginaceae. The transcript has 2 exons.
AUGACGCUCACAGCCGGCCUCCCCAACAGCCCCCUGAGCCGUUCGGCACUUCGAGGCGACACACGGCUCCAGCUCUCGGAUGAUGAUGACGACGACAAAGACGAUGGCGGCGGCCGCCGCCCUCGCGACAACCUCGACCACCACCACCACCACCACCAUGGCCGCUCCGCACCCUCCAAGCUAUCUCCACGCUUGCCCAGCAGCCCUCCGUCGCGCUUCAGUGGAACCCCACGCAACGUCAGCGGUCCACCCUCUUUUCCCCUCCGGCACAGCCCGCUCUGGUCUCCCGACAUGUUCUGCCCCUCGUCGCCGCCCGCACCUUCUUCGGCCUUCCACCACUCUCCCAACGCCCGCCGGCGCCUGUCGGGCCAGAGCUUUAUCGGCUACAGCCCCACCCCUACUUUUGGCAGCCUCAUCGGCUCCUACGAGGAGUCGCUGCUGCGCGGCAGGAUGUCGAUGCCCGCCUCAAAGCCCCUCACCUUUGACGCAGAGCUCGGCGUCCUCGGCCUCGGAAAGUGCCGCCCAGCCCUCCGCUGCCCCCCUCACCUCAACCUCCAAUUCCCCGCGCACUUCUACGACCUCAAGCAGUCUAGCGCCCUCAAUGCUCCGGACACGGACGCUUCCAGUGCCCUCGGCAGCCCCUACGUCGGCACCGUCGAUCUCGAGUCGCACUACUACGCCCAGCUGCUUCCCCACGGCACAGGAGCGCAGCAGGCUGCCGACGCAGCAGCGCCAUGGAGCGUCGGCGUGGCAGACCCGGCCGCCGCCGCGGGCGACCUCGCCUCGUUCCCCGGCUACCGGAUACCGCCCAAAGGCCAGAUCCAGCUCGUCAUCAAGAACCAGAACCUCACCGCCGUCAAGCUCUUUCUCGUCCCCUACGACCUCACCGACAUGCCCGCGGGCACCAAGACCUUUAUCCGGCAGAAGAGCAUGGUCGUCGUGCCGCUGCCCGGCACCGAGGCAACGCCAGCGGCGGCUGGUCCCCGCACGCCAAGCCACAUCCCUAGCCGCGACUCGCCAGCGCCGACUCCGACCACCCUGGCCAGCUCGCAGACCAGCAAGCCGCCAGCCACGCCCAAGGACAAGCUCCGCUACGCUGUCCACCUGCAGUUCUGCUCGCCGCCAGUGCCGCCUCCAAAGCAGCGCAAGGCGGACCCAGGCUUCGAGGGCCGAGACCGAAUCGGCGAGCUCGGACCUGCCCAGAAGGCCUCGGACACGUCGAAGCCGGCACCCCAGCCGAAGAUCUACCUGCACAAGUCGAUCCGGGUCGUCUUUGCAGCCCGCACGCCGGACAAGUCGGAGAAGCUCAACGUCGUCACCGAGACGCCGGGCACGGGCGAGCAGAGGUACACCUCGUACGCGGGGCCGUCGGACGAGUGGAAGCAGGCGCUGCGAUCGGCGCGAGCAUCGGCCAAGCGGGCGCAGAGCGAGGCCGCGCGGUCGCACUCGGACGUUCACGCGCGACACCUCGGAUUGGGCCUGGGUCUGGGCGGCGGCGAGCAAGACGGCAGGCCAACGGAAGGCGACGCGGUCGCUCAGGAUUAUGCGGCCAUGCCGACCGACAUCCCGCCUUACGAGCCCAACUCGGACCCCAACGGAGAGCGCUGGGAGGGGCCGAGCUCCUUCAGCACCGACGUCGACGGUGUCGCCAUCGUGCGACCCGUGUCGCGAGCCGAGACGGCCGAGGCGCUGGCGGCAUCUUCGCUCGCGUCGCCGUGGCCCUCGAGCGCCUCGUCGAGCAGCGGUUUUGAUGCGCGGAUCGCACAGUCGACGGCAGUGGCGGUCGAUUCGCCGAGCACGGUGGUCGCCGACGACGCUCCAAUCCGCCGCUUCGCGCACCCGAACCGUCGUCCUGCGCCGCUCGAGACGCGAUCGAGGAGCGGGACACCGACCUCGGCGCGCGCUCCCGGAAUGGCGCGGCGGAGCAGCGCGGUGAGCAACUCGUCGGUCUCGACGACGUCGACGAGCGGCAGCGGCGCGCGGGCGCGGGCUCCGCUUUCGUCGCCCACGAGCACCACGUCGACGGCGUCGUCCGAGGACGACCAGGCGCUGCUCGACGCGUGGCACCAGACGUGGCGGCGGCUGCCGAGCGUCCACGGCGGCUUCCGGCCCGCCUCGCCCGUGUCGGGUCGCUCGACGCCCACCGCAUCGCGACCGCUCUCGCCGGCGUACGAGAGGCACCUCACUUUGAGCGCUGCCAGCACCGCCGCCGCCGCCGCAGCAGCAGCAACAGGAGCAACCGCAGCGACAGCAACAGCCACAACGGCAUUGCCUGCGACGGCGGCCACGAGCCUGGGCCUGCGCGCCGCGUCGCCCAUCGCCCGUAUGCGCUCGCCGCCCAUCAGCGAGUUGGCGGGCCCGCAGCUGCAGAGCAUCUCGGUGCAGGCGGACUCCGACGUCGACCACGAGGCGGGCGCGAGCGGGCGGCGUCCGACCAGCAGCGGCGGCGGCGGCAGCGGCAGCGCGGUGGCGACGAAUGCCACGACGGCGAGGCCGACGCUGCUUCGCAAGCUGUCGGAGCAGUUUGCGGGACAGCUCCACCUCGGCCCGCACUCGCAGGCGCAGCGAGAGGUGUCCCGUCUUCGCCAAGAGGUGGCCCUCAACGGAGCAGCAGAUGGCACCGACGCUGGUAGCAGCACGGGAGGCGGCCAUGCCACCAGCAACGACGACGCGGCUAUCCGCUAG